AUGAGGAAGAAGACUGUUGUACAAAUGCCUCCUAGAGAAAAGAUACAUAAGCUUCCUGCAAAACCUAGGUCCUCUACUCGUUCAAGAGACCAAACCUUCACUUUCUCACCUUCACCUCCUACCUCUCCACCACAAACUGAUCCCAUGGCGCGGACCAAGAACACACCAAGAUUCCCAGCCUCUGCCAAGCCAACGCCACCACCAAUGGCACCGCCUUCAAAACCAAGCUCUUCGAAACCUAGCUCAUCCAAGGGCAAACUCCCUGCUGCUGAAGAACCUAUUCCUGAGUCAACUCAGCCUAAGCCAAGGUCUGUUCCAUUGCGUUCACAAAGAGGAAGUGUGCAUUCUUAUGUUAAGGGCAGAGACAUUGUUUUAAAUGAUGAAACAAUCAGUGAUUCUUUGAAGUAUACUGAUGUUGGGCCAUGCGCUUAUACAUCUGUUAAGUGGGAUGAGGGAGUUGGUAUUUCUUACAAUGAUGCUUUGGCUCAUAUUUGUGAACAUCAAAAGGGACCUACUCGUUCAGAGAGAGUGGUCUUGGAUGAUGAAGAUGAUGACUUUAUUCCUGAAGAAUCUCCUCCUCCUUCCACCGAGGAUACUUCCAUCUCCACUAGACAAAAAUCUGAUCUGCUGAAUGUUGUCAAAGAUGUGGAUGAAGACCCUGCCACUGAUGCUGAUGAAGAAGCUGAUUCAGAGGGGACUGGUUUGGAUGCCUAG
Messenger RNA from Arachis ipaensis, 714 nucleotides. The record is from RefSeq and is a predicted model, not a curated record. Lineage: Eukaryota; Viridiplantae; Streptophyta; Magnoliopsida; Fabales; Fabaceae.